AUGGACAAAGAUUGCGACAUGGUAUAUAAGAAUGUUUCUGACAUAUAUAAAUCCGGGGAGUUUAAGACCUACGAUAACUUUGUUUCGUUAGUUGCUGAAUGUGUAUGGCAGAUAAGAGAUAAAGAUAGAAGAGGUAAAAUAUGGAACGAACAGAUAAGACCAACUGCUUUUGAGUUAAAGAAAACCAUUGACGCCUUAGUUGUUUUAGCAGGUAAGGUUUCAGAAUAUAACGCAAAAAUGAAUCCGCAAUGUUCUAAAUGUAAAGCAGCAAUUAGGAAAUAUAACUACUCCGUCAAAGAGAUAGAAAGAAUGCGAAACGACUAUGCUGACUUAAAGAAAGAAGUAGAGAAACCAGCAGAAGAUAAAAUGGACAUGUUAGCAUUUCUGAACAAAAACUAUCCAACAGUAGAAGAUUUCCUUCUAUCUGACGUCAAGAAGAAAUAUAAAGAGACUUUCGGCAUUGUUAAAACUUUUGAUAUCCUCAGCGAAGAAAUAGAAGCUACGAAAUUGUUUAGGAUUUCAAAUAUACAUCGUACAAUUCAUGUAAAACGCUUAUAA
Messenger RNA from Trichomonas vaginalis G3, 558 nucleotides. Its product is annotated as organellar and viral DNA polymerase type B. Bases 1 to 558 code for a protein of 185 amino acids. The transcript has a single exon. NCBI's taxonomy places the organism in Eukaryota, Parabasalia, Trichomonadida, Trichomonadidae. The record is from RefSeq and is a predicted model, not a curated record.